AUGCUCGACACGAUCUACAUCUGCCGGCACGGCUUCCGGAUGAGCUGGGUUGGGGCCGAGACGUUUCUGCCGACGGGACGACCGCGCGAUCCCGUGCUGACCGCACACGGCCAAUCGCAAGCGCGACAUCUUGCCGACUACUUCCUCUCGCUUCCCGCGUCGGAGCGACCACAGCUCAUCGUGAGCUCGCCGUACUACCGGUGUCUGCAGACGUCGGUGCCUACGGCGACUGCGCUGGAACUGGAGCUGGUGGCGGAACCUGGACUUGCCGAGUGGUUCCCCACCGUGACACCACGCACGGGGGUGCAUCCAUCGCCAGCUCGCGCGCAGUACAUGCAGGAGUUCAUCCCGCAACUCUCGCUGUCCUGGACACCCAUGCUGUACCCCGACGCGGACGGCGAGUCGAUAUCGCAGCUCCAUGCGCGUGCACGCCGAGUCCUCGAUCUGAUCUCCCAGCGCUGCGAGCAACUCGGUGUCCAGCGUGUGUUGAUCUGCAGCCAUGCUGCAACCAUCAUCGCAAUGGGAAGAGUGCUGCUCAAUGAUGACGCCGACGGCAAAAGGACCGAGUUCAUCGGGGCAGGUACGGCGUCCCUUAGCAAGUACGUGCGCAGCAACUCUGAAGGCAACUGGACGCAGCACUUGAAUGGCGACGCCUCGUUCUUGCCAGGAGGCGUAGAGAGGGAGUGGCACUUUGGCAUGGUGCCGGACAAUGUCAACGAGGACGGAAUGGGGCAAGGCUGGUCCGACCCCGAAGCUCCUGCGACCAAGCCCACCACCAUGCAGACCAAGCUCUAG
Moesziomyces antarcticus is the source of this 795-nucleotide messenger RNA. Its product is annotated as phosphoglycerate mutase-like protein. Lineage: Eukaryota; Fungi; Basidiomycota; Ustilaginomycetes; Ustilaginales; Ustilaginaceae. The coding region runs from base 1 to 795 and encodes 264 amino acids. The transcript has a single exon. The record is from RefSeq and is a predicted model, not a curated record.